Messenger RNA from Eruca vesicaria subsp. sativa (arugula), 570 nucleotides. Lineage: Eukaryota; Viridiplantae; Streptophyta; Magnoliopsida; Brassicales; Brassicaceae. The record is from the annotation of a GenBank genome assembly.
AUGUGCACGAUCGGUGACGGAGACAUUACACCAAACAGUGUUCUAACUAAGCUGUUCUCGAUCUUGUUUGUUCUUGUUGGGUUUGGUUUUAAUGAUAUUUUUCUUAGUGGAAUGGUCUCUUACGUUCUUGACCUUCAAGAAAGCUAUAUGCUAGAGUCUUCUAAGCGUAGAGACGAGACUGGUCAAAGGUUGAGAGUGGCAUUGACAUUAGUUGUUGUGGUUUUAUGGAUUGCUCUUGGUGUUGGUAUAAUGCAUUUUAUUGAAGAAAUUGAGUGGUUGGAUUCGUUUUAUCUCUCGGUUAUGUCGGUUAAUACUGCUGGGUAUAGAGAUACGGCUUUUAAGACGUUGCCUGGUUGGAUUUUUACUGCGGUAUGGCUGCUUGUGUCUACAUUAGCCGUGGCUCGAGCGUUUUUGUACGUGGCUGAUGCGAGAGAUGAUAAGAGGAAUAGAGAAAGAGCGAAGAAAGUGUUGUGUGAGACAAUGUCUGUCUCUCAGUUCUUUUAUGAUUAUAUUGAUAAUGGUUGUGUCAGGUAUUUGACACACUCCUUGAGGUUUAUGUUAGGUUCCUGA